Molecule: messenger RNA, 576 nt
Organism: Botrytis byssoidea
Lineage: Eukaryota; Fungi; Ascomycota; Leotiomycetes; Helotiales; Sclerotiniaceae
Exons: 2
Coding region: 1-576 (191 amino acids)
Biological process (GO): mitochondrial respiratory chain complex IV assembly
Cellular component (GO): mitochondrion; mitochondrial inner membrane
Source: RefSeq, a predicted model, not a curated record
AUGGCAGACGAUACUAGAAAUUCCAAUUCUACUCUACGGGGUCCACCUCCUGGAGCAACCUCACCGCCCGAUCACGUCAAAACUCCUAACAAAGUAUAUGAAGUAUUCCACACGCCACCUGGAAAUGCAAAUGCCUUACCAGACGGCUCGGGGCAGAAUACUGCAGGUGCACAUAAAGAGACACCUACUUUAGGAGCAGCAGUCAAGACUGUACGAUGGCAAGAUUUCUCACAAGUUCAUAUGUAUCCAUGUGCUAGGGAAAGUUUUCUUACUGGAAUUGGUGGGGGCUUCGCAAUGGGUGGAAUCAGGGCUAUAUUUGGCGCGCCGAUACCUAAAGCCGCGAACUGGGCAGUUGGGACAUUUGUGUUCUCUGCUUUUGGAGCCUAUGAAUUUUGUUUGUACAGACGGCGAUUAGAACGAGCACAUAUGAAGCGUGCUGUAGAAAUUAUUGAUAGGAAGAAAGCAGAAAAGGAGGCACAGGCAGAAGAAAGGAGGAAAGAAAGGAGGAGGCUGAAGGAAGAAGCGGACAAAAAGGCUGAAGAAGCAGCUAAGAAACCAAAUUGGAAGUUUUGGUAA